This is a messenger RNA of Mesocricetus auratus (golden hamster), 621 nucleotides long. RefSeq lists its product as uncharacterized. The transcript is spliced from 9 exons. NCBI's taxonomy places the organism in Eukaryota, Metazoa, Chordata, Mammalia, Rodentia, Cricetidae. The record is from RefSeq and is a predicted model, not a curated record. Bases 1 to 621 code for a protein of 206 amino acids.
AUGGACCAAGUGGAAGCUCUCACAGGAGGAGAGACUGAUAUAAAUGAUGUGAAACAUGUUCUGGAAAAAAUGGGGAUUGACCUGAAGGAAAAAGAAAUGUUGAAGCUGCUAAAAAAUUUGCCAGUCAAUGAGGACGGAAAGGUCUAUCAAAAUAGGUUGAUGGACAGCCUGAAGUCCCUUAAAGGAGGGACCAUUAGUGCCAAUAAACUGGAUUCACUCCUGGGGAGCAUGGGCAUAAGACUCGAAGAAAAGGAACUUGAAGACCUGAUUCAGAGUCUGCAGCAGGAUGCUGAUGGGAAUGUUGAUCUUAAAAAGAUAAUGGAUGAAGUAAAAAACAUAUCUGGAAACAAGGUUUAUGAAAGCGAUCUUCAAAAUUAUCUCAGAAAUCUGGGAAUUGAGCUAACAGAUGCAGAAUGCUCAGAGCUCAAGAAAACUCUGCCUACUGAUGCUGCUGGAAAGGUAUAUCAAAAUAGGGUGCUGGAUGCUGUAAAGUCUCUUAAAGUAGGGAGGGUUAAUCUCAGUGACCUGGACAAAGCUCUUGGAAACAUGGGAAUUGAACUUACAGAGAAAGAACGUAAAAAUCUAAGAGAUAAGCUUGUAGUCAAAGGAUUUUUAUCAUGA